CAAGCGAGCCGGCUCUUAUCGAUUUGAUGAGCUGGUACAGCGCACGGAACGACAGAGCUCGCGCUCGGUGCUCUACGAAGGCUUUAGCUGGAAUGACCGACCCAGAGAAUGGGCUUCUCGCCCCGCUGAACGGAGCAGCGGAGCCAGACUGCGCGGGCGGGGCCUGAGCUAUGCCCCCGCUGGCAGUACGUCGCCGUCUCGCGGAGCAGGCUGCAGCUCAAGCUGAUGCUGACGAGGUCGCGUCCGAGUUGUCGGAUGACGAGCUCCCGGAUCAGAAGAGCCUGGCCUCCUCCAUAGCGGCGCUACUGCUGGUCCUGCCCGCGCUAGUGGGCAGCUGAUGUUGGCCCCUCCUGCUGGCUGGCUUUAUGGGAAUUACUGCCACAGCAGGCGCCAAGGCUUUCUCUCACACGUUUUCUCUAGCUCUCACCGCCGUCAUCCUGACCAAUCUGGCCCAGUACACGGCCUGGAAGGGAUUGUCACACGGCGGCACGCACUGGCACCGCUACGGCCCGGCCUACCUGCUGGUCGUGGCCACGCCGCUGCUGCUGGCGGACCUCACGCGGCACUCGCUGCAGGACGCGGGGGUGUGGACCGGGCCGUCCAGCCGCAUGUACCGCGACGACUGCAGCCCCGUCACCGGCCUGCACGGCUUCUACUGCCUGUCGCUCACCGGCUGGGUGUUCUCCAUCUUCUGCACCUACACCGGCUUCGUGCUCAUGAUUGUGUCGGUGUUCUGGAGCUCGAAGAUCAUGCACAAGCUCCGCCACGCCUGGCACCACAUCCACCUCGCCCGCCGCUAAGGCGCGUGGGGCUGGAGCCGUGUGCACGUGAGCGCACCGCGGGCGCAGUGGGUGUGUGACUAUUCAUCAUGAGGCGUAAUUCAAGGAACAGGGCGAUGGCAGCAGUAUGGGGGUUGCUCGAGAGGCGCGAUUCAUGGCUUGCUGCUUUUAUGCGAUGUUGGUCAUGCGAACAGGGGUUGUUGGCAUUGCUGCUGUCGCCUGCGUUCCUUCUUCCUGGGAGCUUGUAUGAGUUGGCAGGGUAUGGCAUCGGGCUCAGCGUGAAGAGUGAAGCUGCGUGUCAAACCCCAGGAGAGUUGCGGCCCCUGCCCGGGGGCUGCACUCGGGGGAGCCACGUCAGCUGAUGUGCCGCCGUUCCCGCCGCAUGCCCGUGAGAGAGGCGUCUGGCAUCGGGCCAACGCUGUGGCAUGCGGGGGACGCGGCCGCGCGUGCAGCCUAGAUUGUCAUACCACCUCAACUUGAAGCACUGGGUUGCCAAAUUUGAGCGAGGUGUGUGUAUUCGGACGGCAUGCCAGGCCCAUAGGUGAGCUUCAUCAAAGUUCGGGACCAUUGUAACGAACGGGGGAACGGAGGAAAGACGGCGAUGUGCUCUACUGGGUCAGCAAGGUGAGGUGGAGGUGGAGGUUAGGUAGAGGCGCGACGGCAGAAGAGGUAGGCCACGUUUCUUGUGGAGUUCACAAGUAAGGGAGAGCCUGGUCACAGACACUGUGAACACGUGUAACAUAGACUUUUACCAGUGGUUGGGGCGGUGGCGGCGGUGCAGGGCCUGGAGACGGCGGUGGCGGCGGCGGUGGCACCGCGCCUGCCUGCCUGCCACAGCAGCGGCCACGGCGUUGGGCCCGGUGGUGGUGGCGGCACGGGCGGCCCUGGGCCCAGCGGCAGUGGCGGCGCGCAUGUUCGGAGCAGAGGGGGCGGGCAAGGCCACGUGGAGGAGGACAGCGCGGCGCCGCCUUCAAAGCGGCGCCGGCGCGCAGGUUGAGACCUGCCGGUGUUGUCUGGUUAGCGACCUGUGCUGACGAGGAUGGCGUAGCGGGCAGUCAGCUGCAGCGGCAGGGGUGUUUUCCUUGCUGUCUGGUUGGCCUGCUGCCUGCUGCACUAGUGCUUGAUAGCUGGGCGCGACUGGGCACAUAUGGCGGGCGGUGCCUGUACAAACCGACCCCGGCUAUGUCCGGGAGAUGAGGCUAGUAUCGGAACCUUCGGCCUCAGACGGAGGACGUGGCGUGGCGGCACAGCCCACUUUUCCCUUGAAAGGGAGAGCCACCUUUUCUUGUUAGUGGUUGGCCCAAAAGGUCCUGGGACGGGCCGUGGCGUGAAGCCCGUGGAUGAGUGUCCAAUCUGUGAGCGCCGGCAGUAGCACGUUUUGUUUUGUUUUUUUUGUUUUUGGGCUGAGCCCCCUGAGCGAAGCGAUCCAGGGGGGGCGAAGCCCCCCAGGAUUGCCCC
This is a messenger RNA of Chlamydomonas reinhardtii, 2237 nucleotides long. RefSeq lists its product as uncharacterized. The record is from RefSeq and is a predicted model, not a curated record. The transcript is spliced from 7 exons. Lineage: Eukaryota; Viridiplantae; Chlorophyta; Chlorophyceae; Chlamydomonadales; Chlamydomonadaceae. Bases 338 to 859 code for a protein of 173 amino acids.